Messenger RNA from Cucurbitaria berberidis CBS 394.84, 1991 nucleotides. RefSeq names its product non-specific lipid-transfer protein. Bases 206 to 1579 code for a protein of 457 amino acids. Gene Ontology annotation, molecular function: acyltransferase activity, transferring groups other than amino-acyl groups. Lineage: Eukaryota; Fungi; Ascomycota; Dothideomycetes; Pleosporales; Cucurbitariaceae. The record is from RefSeq and is a predicted model, not a curated record. The transcript has 2 exons.
CGCCAAAUGUACUGCGGAGGCGGGGAUCGACCAUUGUUCGCCAUGUUUAUUACUCUGACAGCGGCUCUUCUGGCAAUGUUUUACUUUUCCAAUAGCUUGUACAACCUCUCUUGAAGCUUUACUUCUUCCGUCUCCACUUCACUCAGCUUCACUGCUCGAGUACCUGUAUAUUUACCCCCGGCCUUCACACCUCACCACCGCAGUCAUGGUGUCCCAAAAACAACCCGUGUACGUCCUCGGCGUAGGCAUGACUAAAUUUAUCAAACCCCGGGGCAAGGUCGACUACCCUGAGCUGGGCUUCGAAGCCGGUGUAAAGGCCAUGCUCGACGCGCACAUCAACUACGACGAAGUCGACCAAGGCAUCGCAUGCUACUGCUAUGGCGACUCGACCUGCGGCCAGCGCGUCUUCUACCAGUUUGGCAUGACUGGCAUCCCUGUCUACAAUGUCAACAACAACUGCUCAACCGGCAGCACCGGCUUGUAUAUGGGACGGAAUAUGAUUGCGCAUGGUGCGGCGGACUGCGUGCUAGUUGUAGGCUUCGAGAAGAUGUUCCCGGGGAGUCUUCAGACAUUCUUUCAGGACAGGGCGAAUCCUACGGGGACGUCGAGCUUGAUAAUGAAGGAGACGAGAGGAGUCACGAAGGCGCCGGGUGCUGCUCAGUUGUUCGGCAACGCAGGCCGGGAACACAUGGAGAAAUAUGGCUCCGAACUCAAAGACUUCGCAGAAAUUGGCCGCAUCAACCAUGCCCACUCCAAGAACAACCCCUAUUCGCAGUUCCAAGAUGAAUACACCCUCGAGCAAGUCAUGAAUGCACCCAUGAUUCACGAGCCCCUCACCAAGCUUCAAUGCUGCCCCACUUCUGAUGGCGCCGCUGCCACCGUCCUCGUCUCACAAGACUUCCUUGACAAGCGCCCGGAGCUCAAGGACCAAGCGAUCUUGAUCGCCGGUCAGCGCCUCGCUACUGAUACACCGCAACUGUUCAACCGCAGCGCUAUUGAUCUAAUCGGAUAUGGUAUGAGCGAGUUGGCAGCCAAGGAGGCGUUGGCUGAGGCGAAUGUAUCCCCUGAUGAUGUCAAGGUGUGUGAGUUGCAUGACUGCUUUUCCGCCAACGAGAUGGUUACCAUUGAGGCGCUUGGUCUCGCACCAAAGGGCAAAGCCCACGAACUUAUCCGGAAAGGCGGUAUCACAUACGGCGGAAAGGUCGUCAUCAACCCCUCCGGCGGCCUCAUCUCCAAAGGCCACCCGCUUGGUGCUACUGGCCUUGCGCAGUGCGCAGAGUUGGUGUGGCACAUGCGCGGAUGGGCGAACAACCGCUCUGUCAAGGAUACCAAGGUUGCCCUCCAGCACAAUCUCGGCCUCGGUGGUGCUGUGGUCUGCACUGUGUAUAAGCGCGCUGAUAGUAGUGCGGCGACGGAUAAGUCAGACCAAGAAGUCGGCAAGAUCACGGGUCUUGGAUAUAAUCCUGCUACACAGGCUAAAGGCUUUACAAAGGCACAAGUCGAUUCUGUCCGAUCGAAGAAAGCAAGAAGUGAGUGGGCGUUGCAGGAUACCGAGCAAAAAGUCGAAGCCAGAUUUUGAGUAAUAGAUUGAUUAGUUGAUCAUAACUGGAUGAAUGUUGUUCCCAAAGAUAUAAGUACUGUAUAGGAGAUCCCCAACAAUAACGAAAGUCUUAGUUCUUGAUGGACUGUUUGGUACUGCCUGUUGAAGAAAGGGGAUGGGUUCAUUUGUGCUCUCGGCGUCUUGAGGAUUUUGAGAAUUGAUAAGGAAAGGCAUACUUGUGAGACACUAAUGGAUAUACAAGUGAAGAGUAAAGUGAAAGAAAGCUACCUCUAUUGAAUUUAUCUCUUUGCUCUAUCCUGAGUUCCAUGGUUUAACAUUUCCAGCGAAGACAGAUACCAAAAUGAUCCUUAGUUUCGCUAGCUAAAUUGUCUUUAUGAUAGAGUAAACUGGGAAAUAAGAGUUAGGUCAGGGAAAAAGAUUGUUUUGUGCG